Messenger RNA from Amoebophrya sp. A120, 6086 nucleotides. The record is from the annotation of a GenBank genome assembly. Lineage: Eukaryota; Dinophyceae; Syndiniales; Amoebophryaceae.
AAGGCCGCGACCGCGACUAUUUUACAACUUUUGAAGUGAGCUGCGGUUAUUCCUGAUAGUGAUAGAUUCCUUCACCACGACCACCUUCAUAUUAACACUUUCUCUGUAUUCGCAAAGAACUUCACUUUCAUUUCCAGCAUGUAUGGACUGUAGUUCUGCGGAUAUCUACCUCCAAUGUGUCAUGAUCUGAAGUGCAAAGUAGAGAAAGGCGAAAAAUGACUCCACCACGUCCGUGUUGAAAGAAAAAGCAAGCAUUUCGCAUCUCACUACGUCCUGGGUCUGGAGGAACGUGCACGACGCAUCACAAGCAAGAUGCUGGCAUCUUCCGGCGGAGUUUUCACCCCAGCCACAAGGAGCGACGUGCUACUCACGGACGAUGUCUUUCUACGAUCACCGUACGCACCCUUGGCCCAGGUCUACUACAAAAAUGGAGAACAGGGAGCUGCGCUCGAGUACUUCUAUUUGGUUUUUGUUUCAGAAACAAGAAUGGGAAGCAAAACGACCAAAACGAAAAUCACUCUUCUAUCAAAAAUCUGAAACAAAGUGAACCACUGUAUUGUAUCAAAACUCAGCUCCACCACUAUCUCGAGUUCCGAGGAGGAUCCGGGUGGUAUUGAUGCCGUCCGCAUGCUUGACUACGGCGAAUUUUUUGGCCGCGAGCUUGCCGGUGGCGCGACGACGCUGGCCAGAUGUCGCAGAAGUGUGAAGAAAUUCGAGUGGAUGCUCUGCCUCGAUAUCGUUCACGGCCCUCCAGCGCAGUCGAAAACUAGUUCAUCCAACCCCAGCGGAAGUGUCAAACCGGUGUUGAAAAGAGGUGCCUUUUUCUCUACUUCCACUAGCGGCACUAAUUCCGGCCCGGGGUCGCCUGCGCUGACGCGAAAUCUUUGGUUGGAUAAGUUGCGUGCCCUGCGGCUAGAAUACGCGGAAAUCAAGGAACAGUACAAAAUCGAUUUGGCCGCGACUGUGAAGAGAGCGCAGAAAAAUCCGACGAAAUUCAACCCCCUGUCCAAAGCAGAAGACAAUCCCUGGGAACAGGUCACGGAAGAUGAGGAGCUCAUGCAGGAGAUCGCAAAAGACGUCGAGCGCACAUACAGCGACAAAGAACUCUUUACACGAAAAGACGUGCGGGGCAUACUGCAGCAGGUAACAAAGAAGUAUGGCAUUGAAAUUUGUUUUGAUUUUGAACUACUUGAAACUUCAAGCUUGCACACAAGCUCAAGCUUCGGACUCUCUUCAGUAAUUCGAACGAAGCGAGAAUUGAUGGUGGCCCGCGCCCUCGGUGGGAACGAAAUAAAAAUGCUCAUGACGAUGAACAACUUCAAGAUACAAAUAAUCUCUCCACGACCGUCGAUUUCAAAACUCAUAGGUCCUGUACAACUGGUGCAAGCAGUUCAACCCGUCGAAGAAGGCGGCGGAAAGCUACCGCCAGGGAAUGAACGAGUUGUGCGCCAUUGCCUACCAGGUGACCCACGACUCACUGACGAACCCAAGUUCCAGCAUGGAGUUUCUGCGCGAAUUCGGCAACCCCGAGGCCCGCGAGGCCGACUGCUUUCUGCUCUUUCGGGCGCUGAUGGGCCACGGCUUCACGCCGCUUUUUGCAGUGCAGGCGCCGAUUUACACCACGAAGGCGUCGCCACGCGGGGCAGACAUACCCGGAGCUGCACCAGGUGGGUUGUUGGAUGACUCGAGCAACAAGCCGGUCGUCGAGGUGCAGAACCCGCAGACGGUCAUUCUCGACAAGUGCAACCACAUCAUGGAGGUGUUGCUCAAAAAAGUAGAGCCGGAGCUGCACCGGUUGCUCGUCGAUACCUACGCCGUGCCGGCGCAGGUGUUCCUGUUGCGGUGGGUGAGGCUCCUGUUCUGUCGCGAGUUCUCCGUCGAGUCCACGCUGGAUUUGUGGGCGGAAAUGUUCCAGGACGCCUUUUUGAACGAAGAACCGACGGAGUUCACGCUCGGGAGCUACUUUGCCGUCGCCAUGCUCCGGUACGUCAAGGCAGAGUUACUUGCGUCCGACGAGAGCGCAUGCUUGUCCCGAUUGAUGAAAUAUCCGCCGGUAUUAAAUAUUUUGUUUGUUUGUACUUACGACGGUAUCAAACAUUUUGUUUGUACGUACUAGUCCUAGUCCCAGGUGGUCCGCGUCCGCGAGUGUCUACUCUGGUCAUUUCCAAUAUCGUAUUCAUUUUCAUUCGUGAAUGUGAAUCAUGAUAGUGAUACAUGAUACCAUCCGCAUCAAAAUCACUUUCCACCGUUUGUCAGGUUGAAAUCGAGCCGUUGCUGAAAAUGGCGAAGCAAGUCCGGUUUCAGGUGGAACCCGACAAGAAGUUUAGCGUCGGUCUGGAAAAGCCCAAGCCGGUGUCACAUCAGCCCGAGUAUGUUCCCUUGCCGGGCACGACCGUGGUGAUGCCCGCGUCCAGUCCGCCCCUACAGCCGACGGCUCCUGCUGGUUCUGCGGCUUUGAACUUGAACCCGCCCCCGUUGAUGAAUCUGACGACCGCGACCACCGCAACUUCCCCAGCGUCAACCCUCAAUAGCGCCUCCAUGAUGAGCACGAACACCAAUAAGUCCCCCCUGUUCGCGACGCCCGGUGCUGGUAGUUCGAAUCCCCUGGCGCCGGGGGGAACAAGUGGUGGAUUGUCCCAGCAUCCGCUCGCAGCCGCGUCGGCGACCGUCCCGGUGCACAGCGUCAGUGGGCCGCUGUUCCCAACCGGAGGAUCUGCUGCCUCUGGCGCUGCGCCGCGGCCUUUGUUUCCUGGCGGAGCUGCCUCUGCGCCCGCCCAGGCCGUAAUGAGUGGCGCAAACGCCAACGCGUACGCGAACUAUAAUCCGCAAAAUCUACUCCCGAUCACGGGCAACUCACAAGCGACGAGCAGCACCAGUGUAAACUGGGAGGAACAGUACGGUUUGCUUAAGGAAAAGGCGCGGGUCAAGGUGAACGAACUGAACGAGAAAAUCGCCGCACUGACCCAGAGCGUUGACCAGCAGACUCGCACGAUGUACGACGCGCAGCGAGAACGCGUGGAGGCACUGCGGACAGCCGAAGAUUUGCGCCUGACGAAGGAACAACACACGCAGCAAAUCAACCAUCUGCGGACGCAAAUUAACAAGCUGCAGAACAAAAACCUGUUCGAAAAAACGAAAAAAACCAACGCGCUCUUUGGUGAAGAAGACGAGGACAUACAGCAAGCAACGCAUUUGGGCGAGGACGGGAAGGGAGCAGAAUCACAGGUAAUGACAAUGAGUUACCCAAAGUUACAACUUACUUUGUUACUCGUGCACCAGCUGUGCUAAUAUCAUGAUUUUCUUGCUUAAGCUUGAUCUCGACCGGUUCUUCUUGGUUUCGAUCACCCGAUCAUUUGGAAUCACAUGCUUGCCACGACCACACGUCACAGGCCGACAAUUUCGAAGUUGAAGUGCUGCCGUGGCGAAAGCGCGUGGAUGGUUUGCUUGAGGAAAAACGGAAACUCGAGGAUGAGCGAGACCAGUUGCAGCUCGAGACAAAGCAGAUGAUCGCGGGCGUAGAGAACUUAAAAAGCCAGGCGAAAGCGCGAGUCCAGGAGCUGCAGCAGCAGUUGCAGCAGGCCCAGCAAGCUGCAGGCAGCUCUUCAACAACGGCAACGACCCCCGUUUCGGACGCCGCGAAAAGCACUGCUGCAGCGUCUUCAGAGCUGGCGCAACUUGCGGAACUCAAGACGCAACACGCAGCGGAGCUCGAAGACCUAAAGCAGAAGGCACGGGCAAAGAUGCAAGAGAUGCAGACCGCGUUCGAGCAGGCGAAAGCAGAACUAGCGAGAAAAGGCGGACAAGAUGCGAGUUGUACUACAAGUACGCCAAGUGCAGAUGUUGACCCCGGUCGAACGACGCUAACUCGGGAACAGGCGGACGCGGAAAUCGCGAAGGCGCGCCAAGAGGUCGAAGCCCGGUUUGCAGAGAAAUUCGCAAAAGUUGCAAACAAAGACGCCGCUGCAUCGGAGAACGGACCUGAAGACGCUGCUGCAAGUAAGACCACGCCGACGACCGAGGCUGCAGCUGACAAAAAAGACGAUGGAGGAGCCGCGCCAGCUGGAGAUAGUACGAAAACUGACACUAUGAAAGGCACAGCAAGCAAAGAAUCGGAGGAAUCUCCUAAAGGUGUUGGUGAAGCCUCACCGAAAAAGGGAGAAGAUCCUCCACAGACGACCGCUUCACCUUCGGCUACAGAGGAAAAAAUCGCGGCGCUGCAAAGCGAGUUGACGGCUGCAGAGAAGAAACUCCAACAGCAACUCGAGGAGGCGCAGACGGCCCAGGCGAUUUUGAAGACGCAGGCAGUCGCGAAAAUGAACGAAAUGAAGACCGCGUACGACACGGCGCUGAGCGCCGAGCGUGUGAAGGUUGCCGAGUUGCAACAGCAAAUAGAAACCCUGAACCAAAGCGUCUCGCAGUUGCAAACGCGGGCCCAGCAGCUCGAGGUGAAGCUGGGCGGCGCGAAGCAGUCCUUGGUCGCUGAAACCCAGAAAAACGCUGCCGCCCGAGAACAGGAUCACCAGGCCGCUGUGCAGGCACGCGCAGCGAUCGAAGCUGAUUUGCAGGCAAAACAGGCCGAAGUUGCGAGGUUGCAACAGAGAGUGAAAGAGCAAGAGGACGCGACGGAGGUGGCAGCGCACAACUUUCGGGUAGAAGCCGAGGAAACGCAGCGCCAAAUGCAGGUUCUCAAGGACCAGAAGGAGGCCGAACUGGCCCACGUCAAGCAAGUCGCCCGCGAACGCAUCGAGGCGCUCCAGCAACAGCUGGACCACGGGGGUGCGGGGGCACCUGGGGCCCCUGCACCGAACGGCACCGGUUCAGGUACUUACUACGCGCUUCAAAAAUACUUAGUUUUUUGCUCUAUAUUUUGUAGUUUCCACGUGGAUGAAACACUGUGGUCUACUUACUACUGCUUGUACCUGCUCGUGCAUGACCUCGUGGCGCUUGUGAAUUAUCUUAAGUGCCGAAACUAAAUCUUUUAGGUGACGUGGAGGCGGUCCGGCAAGAAUACGAGGGCAUUCUCGCAGACUUCAGGGAACAAGCCAAAACGAAGUUCGCCGAGCUUAACGCGGACAAGGAGGCGCUCCAGGCCUCCAUUGACAGCUUACAGGCCAGCGUCGAGGUAUUGCAAUAUUACUGCUUGCAGACUUUUUCGAAAAGCAAAAUCUAAAUCUAAGUCUUGCAUUGCAAAUUCUUAUCUGUUGCAUCCUGAUCGCACUCCAAUAAAGAAACUGAAAGCAGUAAGAAGAAGAACUUGAACUCUAUCUCAAGCCUAUAAACGAAUGCUCCUUGUUCAGGCAAAGAGCGGUGAAAUUACCGCCUUGCAGCAGAGCUUGUCGGAAAAGGAGGCUUCCCUGCAGCGCGCGAUGGCGCAGACCGGGGACGGCGCGAGCAGCUCAGCGAGCGCGGAGUUCGAGGUUGUCGGGAAUCCCAAUCCACCAAGCGUGGAACCGACUGCGGAAGCAGCUCGUCCCGCACCCCCACCCGCUGCGGGCAGCAAAACAAAUUCCAAGAAUGCGGACAUGUCCCACGACGAAAUUGACAAGCUGUUCGACGAUAUGGAGGACAUGAUGUAGUCGUGCAAAUUGAAAUUAAUUAACCAUGAAAUUGAAUUAUAUCGAAAGUGUAAGUGAAAUUGAAAAUGUACAUGACUUAACUUCAAGGCAACUCUCCGUCUCCCAGCUCUGGGUCUGGUGCACUCCUUGUGUUUCACUCUCGUAGUCAGAUGCGGAAGCCAAACCGGAAGGAAGCACAAAUGGCAUUUUCGCUUUGAUGCCACAUAAGUGGUUUCCGGUGUGGGAUCAGUAUCGAUAAGCCCACGACGCUGGUGGUAGAAGACCCCGUUGGGUUGCACGUCUGACGCAAAUUAGCUAUUGACGACAAGCCCUGUGAUGUACCUGUUGUAUCACAAACAUCCUUCUUGUACAUUGAUCUUGAUGCUUGGCCAUCGCUUCAACGAAUGAACGUGAAGGCUCACUUUGAACUCGGAGCUUACUGAGACUUUCUGUCCCCAAGAAAAAAAAUGUUUUCCCCAGCGACAACAACUACGCAGCAAUUUUUCAAGAAGCAAAUCAAGUAUAUUACCU